AUGGCAGUUAUUGGGUAUUUCAUCUCAGCGGAUUUCCGGUUUUGCGAGGCCCUUCUUGGUUUUUCUCCAUUGGAAGGAUCUCAUUCUGGGGAUCGUCUUGGAUCUGUGCUCUUGAAAAUAUUGGGAAAGCAUGAUCUGUCUCAUCGCCUCCUUGGCAUUACAACGGACAAUGCUGGAAACAAUGGGACAAUGUUUGUCUACAUCACAGAUUCCCUUGCCCAGACUUUAGAUCCAGAUGUUGCUCAUGGCUUGCAAGACGCUUUGAACACACAUGACUUCUUUGAGCAUGCCAUGGACAGUGGCCUACAAGCCAUUCUUAGCACUCCACACCAUCUUCCAUGUCUUACACAUGUCAUACAACUUGCUGUCAAUGCCUUUUUGCGUGAGCUAAAGAUCGAUGCCAAAAAUGAUGAUGUUGUUGGCAUCCGCUGGAAUGAUGAUGAUAAAAACCUGAGAGAAAAAGGAUUGACUCGUACUCUCGAAAAAUGCGAUAUGUUAAUGCCAGCCCUCAACGUCGGGAAAGCUUUCGACGAUAUCAGCGAAUGGAUUCACACAAUACUAAAACACUUGGUCUUCUUCUAG
This is a messenger RNA of Aspergillus chevalieri, 582 nucleotides long. RefSeq lists its product as uncharacterized. NCBI's taxonomy places the organism in Eukaryota, Fungi, Ascomycota, Eurotiomycetes, Eurotiales, Aspergillaceae. The record is from RefSeq and is a predicted model, not a curated record. The transcript is spliced from 3 exons. Bases 1 to 582 code for a protein of 193 amino acids.